Molecule: messenger RNA, 1824 nt
Organism: Pocillopora verrucosa
Lineage: Eukaryota; Metazoa; Cnidaria; Anthozoa; Scleractinia; Pocilloporidae
Source: RefSeq, a predicted model, not a curated record
GUCGCUUGUAUCGCAUGGUGUAUUCGAAGUUAAGAUCAGAGAGCGUUUACGCUUUUGAGGAGGCGAAGAUGGAUAUCUACCGAAAAUUUUUUUAGAAUACGUUGUUUUCGUGCAGAUGUGGGGUCUACAGCUGAGGGACAAGAUAGCUCAACAGCACAGCUAUCUUGCAGUCAAACAUAAUCUUUGACUUGCUUAUGAUGAAGGAUGAUCAAGCUGAAGAUGGCCUCAAAAAGGAGUGAACUCCACUGCAACAAAUAAGUCACUACUUUUGAAACUCAAGCACUUGGUAAAUACACCUUGGUUUGCAAUUCUGAUGAUUACAGUUUGCUGAGAAACCAUGACCAGAUUAUAGGCCUCGCGCUUGAGCCGCGAAUCAAAGCGGAAAAAAAAAAUACUCGCUCCUGAACCUACAGUACUCAAGUGGAACUCGGGUAUUUGUCGACGUUUAAAGUUUACUACAACAGUUGAUGGAUAUGCUCUUAAAGGUCUCUUAAAAGGCAGAUUUCUUUGCCAGCUGAGUAACUCUGACCACAUAAAACAUCCAGGAGAUCUUGAGAACGAGGAAGGAUUCACGUAUAGAGGCAGAGAGGGGAGCAACCCGCUCAAUAACACAAUGAGCGCGUGCCACACCAGCCCGUGUCUAAAUGGAGGCACAUGCCAACCUGGAAUAACGGUUAUGGACUAUACAUGUGUCUGUCAAUCAGGCUUUACGGGAAAAGGAUGUGAAAAAGGGUUCAACGCCGUAUUUACAAACCUGGACAGAACAGGACGCACUGGUCCCAAAUCACUUGACAAUCAUUACGCAGGUCAGGAUCACGAUGGACAAGUUUCUUUGUCGAGAGGUAUUCAACUCUGGACUGUGCCUUAUUCUGGUCACUACAGAAUAGAAGCAAUUGGAGCCGCAGGUGGUUACAAUGAGCAGCACGACGGCAUAUACGCCGAGUAUCGAGGAAGAGGUGCAAGAAUAAGCGGGACUUUUGUAUUGAUUAAUGGAGAAAUCAUUCAAAUUCUCGUUGGCCAGGAGGGGGGCAAGAGUGAACGCACAAGUAGUGGAGGGGGUGGAUCUUUUGUAGUCAAAGAAACAAACGACUGCUUGGUAAUUGCUGGAGGAGGUGGUGGUGUAAUCGACCCGCAAUCAAGACAUGCAGGAUGUGAUGCCAGUGCAAACACAACGGGGAAUCCUGGCUAUAGAUCAUGGUCGGGGGGGAGCAAUGGACAUGGUUCCCAGACGGUUGAUGAUUGUAAAGCAGGUGGCGGUGGCGGAGGUUUUUACUCAGAUGGAAGGAGUGGACUGGAAUAUGGAGGAGUAUUAGGAAAUGGCAGCGAAGGUGGUAAGGCUUUUCUCAACGGAGGGAAAGGGGGCAGGGCCGCAAUGCCUAUUAUGUUUGGCGGCUUUGGAGGUGGUGGUGGAGGUACACACUAUAAAGGGGGUGCAGGCGGUGGAGGGGGGUACUCUGGAGGAAGCAGUGGGGCUGGUGUGAGCGAUUCCUGUGGGGGUGGAGGUGGAUCGUUUAACUCGGGAAGAGAUCAGCAGAAUGAAUGUUGUUACAACUCAGAUGGGCAUGGUCAGGUGACCGUAACAUUGCUGAAAGGAAACUAGCAGUUUACCGCAUUAGGGCAACGGAACGUGCAAGAUAUGCUACGGUAUUACGCUUAAGAACAGGCAAAAAAUUCGGACAGUUUCUGUUUUCCCUCGCCCUAUACGGGGAUUGGAAAAUAUUCACGCGUAUUAUACAUGAAACCAUCGAAUAAGUUGUAAUUAUUGCCCACUAAAGUAGAGAACGUAGAGAUGAACCGUUAAUGGCGAUUUAUUUCAAUGAAAUG